This is a messenger RNA of Equus quagga, 5426 nucleotides long. It is a transcript of the gene SMPD3, whose product is annotated as sphingomyelin phosphodiesterase 3. The transcript has 9 exons. Gene Ontology annotation, biological process: sphingomyelin metabolic process. Bases 491 to 2467 code for a protein of 658 amino acids. The record is from RefSeq and is a predicted model, not a curated record. Lineage: Eukaryota; Metazoa; Chordata; Mammalia; Perissodactyla; Equidae. Gene Ontology annotation, cellular component: cytoplasm; extracellular region. Gene Ontology annotation, molecular function: sphingomyelin phosphodiesterase activity.
CUGGGUCCAGCUGUUCACGUGGAGGUCUCAGCCCUCCCAUCUGCGGAGUCCUCUCGACCUGUCAACUCUCCUACCCCCGGGGCCUGUCCAGGUCUCUCACACAAACCUCCGCCCCCACCGCCUCUGGCUGCACUUUCUUCACUGGGACAACCGGGCCCACACCCUCUUCUUGGCGACCUGGAGGGUGUGGCGGUGACUCUGGCGCAGGUCCUUGACUCCACAGUGACGCCCCCUCUUCAGACAGAAGGACAAGAAGGUCCCAGCGGCCUGUCCUCAGGUUCUGCAGCAGGCCUGGGUGGCCCAGCAUGGCCCACUGAGGUGAACCAUGACUGGCUGGCUAACACUCACCACUGACCAUCCAGAGUCACACCUCACCAGGAGGUGACCCCUCCUCCAGCUGUCCCCCCACUCGCCCACCCCACCCAGGAAAGUGCCCGCGCUGCCACGGACACCAUGUAGUAGGGCCGGCCACGGCACCCAGUGAGCUGCAAUGGUUUUGUACACAACCCCCUUUCCUAAUAGCUGUCUGUCCGCCCUGCACGCCGUGUCCUGGGCCCUCAUCUUCCCAUGCUACUGGCUGGUGGACCGGCUUCUGGCCCCUUUCAUACCCACCACCUACGAGACGCGCCAGCGGGCGGACGACUGGUGCUGCCUCCAGCUGCUCUGCUCCUAUCUCUUCACACCUGUCUACCUGGCCCUCCUGGUCGCCUCACUGCCCUUUGCAUUUCUUGGGUUCCUCUUCUGGUCCCCUCUGCAAUCUGCCCGCCGGCCCUACAUCUAUUCCCGGCUGGAGGACAAGGGCCCAGCUGGUGGGGCAGCCCUGCUCAGUGAAUGGAAGGGGACAGGUCCUGGCAAAAGCUUCUGCUUCACCACAGCCAACCUCUGCCUUCUUCCCGAAUCGCUGGCAAGGUUCAACAAUGUUUUUAACACCCAAGCACGGGCCAAAGAGAUUGGGCAGAGAAUCCGCAACGGGGCCAGUCGGCCCCAGAUCAAAAUCUACAUUGAUUCCCCCACCAACACCUCCAUCAGCGCGGCCAGCUUCAGCAGCCUGGUGUCACCACAGGGCAGUGAUGGCGUGGCCCGGGCCGUCCCUGGAAGCAUUAAGAGGACGGCCUCUGUGGAAUACAAGGGUGACAGCGGGCGUCACCCCAGUGAUGAGGCUGCCAACGGCCCGGCCUCUGGGGAGCUGGCCGACAGCGGCAGCCUUGAGGAUGCCUGCAUCGUGCGCAUCGGCAGUGGUGACGAGGGGGGCCGGCCUCCCGAAGCCGAUGACCCUGCCACUGUGGGCCAGGCCAGGAAUGGGGCCGGCGGGGGCUCACGGGGCCAGACACCCCACCACAGUCAGCAGGAUGGGGACUCGGGGAGCCUGGGCAGCCACUCAGCUUCCAGGGAGUCCCUGGUGAAGGCGCGAGCCGGGGCGGACAGCGGCAGCGGGGAGCCAGGUGCCACCAACAGCAAGCUCCCAUACAAGGCCUCGGUGGUGAAGAAGGCGGCCGCGCGCAAGAGACGGCACCCAGACGAGGCCUUUGACCAUGAGGUCUCGGCCUUCUUCCCCGCCAACCUGGACUUCCUGUGCCUGCAGGAGGUGUUUGACAAGCGGGCGGCCGCCAAGUUGAAAGACCAGCUGCACGGCUACUUCGAGUACAUCCUGUACGACGUCGGGGUCUACGGCUGCCAAGGCUGCUGCAGCUUCAAGUUUCUCAACAGCGGCCUCUUCUUUGCCAGCCGCUACCCCAUCAUGGAUGUGGCCUAUCACUGUUACCCCAAUGGGCGGUGCUCCGACAGCCUGGCCUCCAAGGGAGCUCUGUUUCUCAAGGUGCAGGUGGGAAGCACACCUCAGGACCAAAGAAUUGUCGGGUACAUCUCCUGCACACACUUGCACGCCCUGCCAGAGGACAGUGCCAUCCGGUGUGAACAGCUGGACCUGCUUCAGGACUGGCUGGCUGAUUUCCGAAAAUCUACCUCCUCGUCCAGCGCAGCCAACCCCGAGGAGCUGGUGGCGUUUGACGUCAUCUGUGGAGAUUUUAACUUUGACAACUGCUCCUCCGACGACAAGCUGGAGCAGCAGCACUCCCUGUUUACACGCUACAAGGACCCCUGCCGCCUGGGGCCCGGGGAGGAGAAGCCGUGGGCCAUCGGUACCUUGCUGGACACAGAUGGCCUCUACGAUGAGGACGCGUGCACCCCUGAAAAUCUGCAGAAGGUCUUGGAGAGUGAGGAAGGCCGCCGGGAGUACCUCGCCUUCCCCACCAGCAAGAGCACUGGGGCAGGCCAGAAGGGACGCAAGGACCUGCUGAAGGGCAACGGCAGGCGCAUCGACUACAUGCUGUACACGGAGGAGGGACUGUGCCUGGACUGGAAAGCCGAGGUGGAAGAAUUCAGUUUUAUCACCCAGCUGUCAGGCCUGACAGACCACCUCCCUGUAGCCAUGCGGCUGAUGGUGUCUGCGGCGGAGGAGGAGGCAUAGACCAGCCAAGUCACCGGGAGCAGUUGGGCCUCUGCCAGCCCUCUGAGCCGAAGCCCCUUCCUGGCCACGUCUCCUCCAGCAGCGAGCACCCCCCGACCCCCGGUGCCAGGGGAGGAGGGCAGGGGCCCAGGGGGAGCCACGGUUAGUCCCGGGUGAGCUGGAACCAGCGCUGCCCUGCACCUCUGGGCACUCACCGUUGGACACAGGAGUCAGGUCGGCCCCGGGAGCCCCGGCUACCCAACCAGUGCCAUUCUUUCCAAACGUGAUUUUCUACAAAUCUACAGCACAAACUAGUUUGUAACCCGUGGGUUAGUAUGAGAACCGGGUUUCUGUACUCUUUGUAUCUCUUCUCAAGCUUCGUCCAGGGUUCAUUAUUUUUGUCUGCUGCCAUGUUGUUUCGCAUGCCUGCACCCUCGCAUGCACGCUGCCUGCAUGCCACGUGCCACACCGUAGCCACACAGACCCCUCGCUUGGGCCUCACCCAAGGCCAAACUCCAAACACAAUCAGAACCAGCCAAAGAAGCAUUCCUGGGCACAGGACCACCUGCUCACCGCCGCCAGCCGGGACGGCUCCCAAGCAGGGACCGUGAGGCUGUGUCCAGUUACCAGCGAGCCCGGGCUCUUCCCAGGGUCUUGCAUUCAAGGGCAAUCACAUUUUAAAAAGAAAAACAGAAAAAGUUAAGAACAAAGACAACCUUUCACUUUAGAGGGUCUGCAAGCCGCACGGGAGAAGGCUCCUCUUCCCGAGAUAGGCUCCCUUCCCCCCGGCGCACCAGGGCCCCAGAGACUCCGAAGUGGGCAGUGGAGCCAUAGACAGGAAUCCCCGGAGAGCAUCACUUUUUUACAGGAAAAAGGGGAACUCACGGCAUGGGGGGGUGGGGGGUGGGGGGCUUCUGGUUUUGAAAAUGCUAAGAUUUGUAACUUCUCUUCUGUCAAAACCAACACAUCUUUCUGCCUGAUCCCGUCUCCCCCCUUGGACACCUCUGGUUUGGGACCAAUCCUUCUGUGGGGCCCGUCCCCAUCCACAUGCUGGCUGAGCUCAGGAACUGUCCACCUGCCUCUGGGUGGGGCUGCGACUCUGAUCUCCCACGCCCAUUCUCAACAGCAACCGAGGGGCCCUGGACAAAGGCGGGGGAGCCAAGGUGCCGACAGCAGCCUGUCGCCUCAUCAGUGUGCAGGCUGGGGGUGGCAAGGCCAAUAGCCACCACUUGCGUGAGGCAAGGAGUGGUACUAAUUGGCGUCCAGAUGCAUAGACACCUAUUCUGCUACUGUGUGACCAGGGCCAGUCCUGGACACCCAAGCAUAGCGUGGCAGAGCCUGCAGGUGAGGCCCACAGCUCCCCACCCCAUGGCAGCACUGCCUCUGUCCACCUGCCUUUUUAAACACACCUGGACCCGCUCCCCUGGUCAUGCAGGGAGGGUUCUGUCUGUUUCCAGGUGUGAGGCUCCUCUGCCUCGGGGGACUGUUCUUGACAACCCCCACUGGUCUCCCCUCCUCGUAGUGCCCUGACCACGUGCCCAUCUGGCUUGAAGGCAGCUCCACCCAGCAACGCUGGGGGUGCACCAGGACCCUGCUGCUGGGAGCCUCCUGGUGCCGGUGUGCUGAUGCUGUGCCUUGUCACCCACUGAGCUGGAAGAGGGACGAAGAGGGAGCCAAGCUGCCAGCGAGAGGCCAGGCCCUUUACUGGGGGAGGACAUUCCUGAGAUUUGCACCUGUGGUGGCACUGGUUUAUCUAAACCCAGCAGGCCAGGGCAGCAGCUGGGCUGAGGGCUUUGCUGUUAGGAGCACUUCACUGGCCAGGCCCCCAGCCCCACCUUGUGUCCAGAAGCCAGGACAGGCUGCUCACCACCGGCUGAGGGUGCUGUCCCUCCUGGGCUCUCUGCUGUGCCCCUCCUCAGAGGGCCUGGCUCUCAGGGCCUUGGGUAGGCUUCCUGCUGUCAGAGGGCCCCCAUUCCCAGGAGCAGCCAGAAUCUCUGCUCCCACGGGUGGGGCCCAACUAGAUAGCCAGGCCUGAGCUGAGGCCCCCCAGGCUGCAAGUCGGCUGUGUGCCUGGGAGAGCAGCAGAGGCCGAGGCCAGGGCUCCUGAAGCAGAGAAACUCCAGCACAGCUUCCAUCCCUCCGAGAGGCCGCCUACCCCCAGGGCAGCUUGGUGGGAGCCAAGGCGCAGGGGGCACAGGCUUCUCUCCCUCACUCACAGGGCGCCUUAGGCAAGUCAUACCUCCCUGUGCCUCAGCCAUUUCCUGUCCUAACAAGGUCGCCUCUGCCCAGCCUGGCCCUGGCGUCCAGAGCAGGGCUGGCCCACCCCCCGGCCCCCCUCGCACCUCCCUCUGGCACGGCCUCUGCUGAGGCUGCCAUUGCCCAACCACAUGUUUCAUGAAGCCUGUGGACUCCCAGGGCCGUGCACAAGCCAGACUUUUCCAUUUUGAUUUUUAAAAAAGAAAGAAAAGAAACAUUGCCAAGAUCUCACAUUCUGUGGCAUCUAGGCCUGGGAGGGGCAGACACGGGUCACCCAAAUCCCCAAACAAGGCCCGCGCCUGCCCCGGGCCCGGCCUCCUCCGGGGAAGCCAGGAGGUGGGGUCAGCUCUGGAAGGAGACAGUCAUUUGCAUUUGUCCAAACCACCUUGAGUUUUAAGUAUGAAUAUUAAUCUUGAUGCUUUUUAACUAUUGUAUUAACUUGCUAAGAUUUAGAAAUACUGUUUUAAAAAGAAAAAAACACUUUUUUAAUUUCUGUAUUCUUUUCUGUAUUGUAUCCUCAUGGGACAUUAGGGGUUUUAUAUGGUAAGCACACCUAAGGUUUUGGUAAAAACAUUAUCAAAUAUAUAUAUCCAGACGAUUCUUCCCUAGAAGAAAAACAGUCUUUACACCGAUAAAAUAUUUUCAAAAGAGAAGUGUUUUUUUCCUUUAUUGGUGCUGAAAGGAAGGAUGGCUAAUGAGGAGAAAAUAAAACUGUGAGGCUCAA